Syzygium oleosum is the source of this 468-nucleotide messenger RNA. RefSeq names its product agamous-like MADS-box protein AGL61. Gene Ontology annotation, molecular function: DNA binding; protein dimerization activity. Lineage: Eukaryota; Viridiplantae; Streptophyta; Magnoliopsida; Myrtales; Myrtaceae. The transcript is spliced from 2 exons. The coding region runs from base 1 to 468 and encodes 155 amino acids. The record is from RefSeq and is a predicted model, not a curated record.
AUGUCCAUUAUUCUCUUCUCUUCUAGCGGCAAGCUUUUCUCCUUUGGACACCCUUCUGUGGGUGCAGUUUUAGACAGGUUUGAGCAUCCAAAGACGGCUUGUACUGCUGGUUCUCAACAGUCUCAAACUAAUGGAGACCAAACCCUAGUUGAACUGAACAAACAAUAUGUAGAUGUGCUCGAGCAACUGAAAGCAGCAAAGAAACGGGCAAAAGAGCUACAGCAUCUCAUUCUCACACAUGUUAUACCUUCGGAAAUCCAAAACCUUAGCAUGGAGCAGCUAAUGGUAUUCAAGGAGGCGCUGACAGAUCUCAAGGAAAAGGUGGACAAGAGAAGGAUGGAGCUCAUGGCAUCAGACGCUUCACGUUCAACUCCUUGCCCUAAAGCUAUUGAUGCCUCUGUCUCUGUCAUUAGCCAAACUGAUGAUAAACAUUGUAAUCCUCGUGAAGCAAAAGUUGGUGAGGAGUAA